Pteropus alecto (black flying fox) is the source of this 6364-nucleotide messenger RNA. RefSeq names its product kinesin family member 14 (gene KIF14). Gene Ontology annotation, biological process: microtubule-based movement. The record is from RefSeq and is a predicted model, not a curated record. Gene Ontology annotation, molecular function: microtubule binding; ATP binding; microtubule motor activity. NCBI's taxonomy places the organism in Eukaryota, Metazoa, Chordata, Mammalia, Chiroptera, Pteropodidae. The transcript has 31 exons.
UCAGAAGGCGGAGCGCCCAUUCAAAUUGCGGGCCCGGGGAGCCGCGGGCGAGUGGCGUGGGCGCGGUCUCGGAGGGUCCCCCGGCGGGGCCCCUGCGGAGGCCGAGGCACCGGUGCCGUGAGGGGCGGGCUGAGGCCCUGGCGCAGGGCCCACGAGCCCGGAGUCCGGUCGCGGCUAAGGGGUCAGCGAGGUCAGAAGGAGGGGCGCGCGGGCCGCAGCUCUGUGGGGACCCGGUGGCCGGACCCCAGGGCCCCCGGCCCACAGCCUGACCGCGGGAGGCUCGCCCAGCGGCGGCGCUGAGCGGUCCAUUCGCUGUCCCGCCCCCGCAGUGACCAGCUGAGGACAGAGUCGCGGGGCCGCCGGGGCGGGGUGUGGACUUAUGUCCCUCGUGCUUAUUGCAGUCUGAUGGAAAAACUUCGCAAACACACGAAAGCCGCACCUAUUCCUCCUCCCUCCCUGUCCGGCCUUCGCGUCCGUACACAGUCACCGGGAGACGAGAGCGUGGGUGGUCUCGGCCUCAACUCUGAUGACACAUCUGUGCUCCUGGUGACCUUUCUAGUCCUUCCAUUGCUGCCCUUCCGAGUCUCGGCCUUCCCCUGAUUUCUUGGCUGCAGUGUCCAUUUGAAUUGAUGACUGAACCAAGUUUAGCAGAUAUUUUUGGAAACUGAAAGGCUGGAAGUCAAACGAACAUCCAGAGAAGAGCUUAGGUUCUCAGCAACAUUCUUCGUAAAGAUAAGUCGCUGCCAGCAUGUCGGUGCACGCUGAGCUCAGCACAAAUAGCGAUCCCGUUGGUGCCCCUGCUUCCCCAGAGAGUUCGUCACGGCACGUCCUCGGCCACAGUAGCGGCCUCCAGCUGCAUUCCAAGUUGGAGAUGUCAGAAUGUGAAAACGACGACCCGUCACUGAGAUCUGCAAGUCACGUCAGAGACAUAAACCUCACUUAUGUGAUUUCUGCCUGUAGAAAAGCAAGAGACGCACACCUGACCCCGAACUCUUCAGGUAGGUUGACCCUUCAGAGAAGAGUGACAAGGAACAGAGAGUCACCGCUGCUUGGCAACGAGCUGGGAGCCUCAGCUGAGAAGAGGUCAGGGACACGCCUCACGCUGCAGUGUCGUGCCGGAACGGGCCGUGUGGACAAGUGGGGAGCGGCACAGCGCGUGAAGGGAGUGGCAGGAGGUGACCGUGCUUCUGGGGAGACCAGUGCGAACGUACAGGUCGUGGAUGAUAAACAGUCCCUCGUCGCAUCUUCUGCGCCCUCAGCCGAAGACCUGAAAGUCGCCGAAAUGACGGCUGAGGGAAAAUACAAAGAAACGCUGUCUGCCCUCAGUGGGCCAAAUGACAAUGUGGCACUUAAGUGCUUAAGUCAUAGAGUGCCCGUCGGUCCCCAGAGUCAGACCGGACUUGUUAGAGCAGGAUACUGGGCGGCAAGGCCCGUUCAGAGCCCGCUGGAUGGCAGAGAGUCGGGGACAGGAAAGUCACAUCCUAGAAGUAUUGGGAAGAACGCUGCGAAAAAUUCAAGUAAAUUUGAAAGCUUAGAAAAAAGAGCUCCCCCGAGAUGUGCUGCGGAACGCACGUCGACGCCGAGGCGUGCGCCCCAUCUUCCAAGCCCGGCCACGCCCGUACCGAGAAGCGGGGUGCCCAGCCCUCAAGUCAGACAUGAGCCAACACGUUCUCUCCUGGCGAAUAAAAGGGAACGGUCACGGGAAGGGACAGCCCCUCCCCAGGAGGAGGCCGCAGCUCAGACCAGCUCCGCGGACAGAGAGCCCUUAGAAGCGGAGAGCAGCCAGGUGACCGUGGCAGUGCGCGUGCGGCCCUUCAGCAAGAGAGAGACGGUGGAGAACGCAGCCCAGGUGGUCUUCAUGGACGGGGGCGCGAUAGCAGUGAGGCACCCCGACACGAAGCACGUGUAUAGUUUCACCUACGACCUUGCGCUCUGGUCCUUCGACGCCGGUCACCCUGGCUACGCCAGCCAGGCCGCGGUCUACGAGGCCCUCGCGGCCCCUCUCCUGGCGCGAGCCUUCCAAGGCUACAACACCUGUCUGUUCGCCUACGGCCAGACCGGCUCCGGGAAAUCGUACACGAUGAUGGGAUAUGGUGAAGAACCAGGAAUAAUUCCAAGGUUUUGUGAAGAUCUCUUUGCACAAGUAGCCAAGAAGCAUACCCAGGAGGUCAGCUGUCACCUGGAAAUGAGCUACUUCGAAGUAUAUAAUGAGAAAAUUCAUGACCUUCUGGUUUGUAAAGGUGAAAAUGGGCAGAGAAAGCAACCACUGAGAGUGCGAGAGCACCCCGCGUCCGGACCGUACGUGGAGGCUCUGUCAGCGAAUGUCGUCAGUUCCUACUCUGAUAUUCAGAGCUGGCUGGAGCUGGGGAAUAAGCAGCGAGCCACCGCCGCCACCGGCGUGAACGACAAAAGCUCCCGAUCGCACUCCGUGUUGACGCUGGUGCUGACGCAGACCAAGACGGAAUUCGUGGCUGGGGAAGAACACGAUCACAGGGUGACCAGCCGCACGAACCUCGUAGACCUGGCGGGCAGUGAGCGCUGCGGCUCUGCACAGACCAGCGGGGAGCAGCUGAAGGAGGGCGUGAGCAUCAACAAGUCCCUGCUGACCUUGGGCAAAGUCAUAUCUGCGCUGUCCGAGCACAUGGACCGAAAGAGGGUUUUUAUUCCUUACCGCGAAUCGGUUCUUACCUGGCUGCUGAAGGAGAGCCUGGGCGGGAACUCCAGGACCGCCAUGGUCGCCACCGUCAGCCCGGCCGCGGGCAGCGUGGAGGAGACGCUGAGCACGCUCCGGUACGCCCAGCAGGCGCGGGCCAUCGUCAACGUAGCCCGGGUCAACGAGGAUGGCAGCGCCGCGCUCGUCAGAGAGUUGAAGGCUGAAAUCGAAAAGCUAAAGGCUGCUCAAAGAAGCCGUCAGAACAUUGACCCCGAGCGAUACAGGCUCUCCUACGUCUCGAUGUUUUUAAUGCUCUUGUUUUGUUUGUCUUUGGGAAGAGUGUGGAAAGAAAAAUUCGAACAAGCAGAAAGAAGAAAACUUCAGGAAAUCAAGGAGUUACAGAAAGCAGGAAUUACUUUUCAAGUGGACAACCGUUUGCCAAACCUGGUCAACCUCACCGAAGACCCUCAGCUGUCGGAGAUGCUGCUGUAUGUGAUCAAAGAGGGGACCAGCACCGUGGGGAAGUGUCACCCAGGCUCCAGCCAUGACAUCCAGUUGUCCGGGGUGCUGGUUGCUGAGGAUCACUGCACCAUCAGGAAUUUCGACGGCACCGUGAGCGUCGUCCCAGUCAGGGACGCAAAGACGUACGUGAAUGGGCGACACAUUUCGGAGCCGACGGUGCUGCAUCACGGCGACCGUCUGGUCCUUGGUGGCGAGCACUAUUUUAGGUUCAACCACCCAGCGGAGGUGAAGAGUGGGAAGAGACCGGCCGGCGAGGGCCCAAAGGACUUUGAGUUUGCGAAGAACGAGCUGCUGGUGGCUCAGCGGUCACAGCUGGAAGCAGAGGUGAGGGAGGCGCAGCUGAGAGCCAGGGAGGAGACGCUGCGAGGCAUCCGGGUCGCGGAAGAGAUGGCCCGGCGGGAGCUGUCCUCGCAGAAGGCCGCCUACGAGAGCCGGAUCGGGGCGCUGGAGGCCGAGCUGAAAGAAGAGUCUCAGAGGAAGAAACUGCAGGAAAUAAGUAACCAGAAGGCCAACGACAGGAUCGAGGAACUGGAAGAGGCAAAGCGGCAGCUGGAGCAGGAGGUGCGGGUCGGCAGGACGCGGCUGCACGUGGAGGCUCUGGCCGCGAGACAGGUUCUGGAGGACCACAGCAUCCGCCACGCGAGGAUUCUGGAGGCCCUGGAAGCUGAGAAGCAGAAGAUCGCUGCAGAAGUACAAUCCCUGCAGCAGAGUCGGGGCGGCCGCGACAGAACCUUUGCCAUCCAGACAAACUGGAGCUCCAUGAAACUGUCCAUGAUGAUUCAGGAAGCCAACGCCAUCAGCAGCAAAUUCAAAAGACAUUAUGUUUUCGGCAGACAUGCCACACCGGGGGACGGGUGUGGCUCCGGCACCCGCGUCCGCGUGCAGGACCUCCGACUGGGCGUCUGCACCUCCUGGAGCCUGGAGAAGUUCGAGUCUAAGCUCGCGGCCAUGAAGGAGCUCUAUGAGAGUAACGGCGGCGCCCGGAGCGAGGACAUCUUCUGUGACCCCGACGACGAGUGGGAGCCCGACAUCACGGACACGCCCCUCGCCUCGCUUUCCAGACGGAGGAGCAGGAGCUUGGCGAAGAAUAGGAGGAUUUCUGGCUGUUUGCGUGACGUCCAGGCUCACCCGAUUCAGAACUCGCACUCGUCAUAUUCCUGGGGUAGGUUUGUCACCGAGUGUCCUUGCGGACGUAACGGCCGACCCCCCGUCCUUCCUGGGAGUUGCAGAGAGCUGAUCGGCUCGUCCGCGGCUGCGCUGGCGAGGGGCUGCGGGGCAGAAAGCGCGGCGGACGGCCUGCUGGGCGGCUUCCUCCGGGUUUACGCGGGGCUGCACGCUGUCUCCCGCGCCUACGAGGACCAGGACGAAGACAGUCCAGACGGCCUGUUCUCCGACCGCGAGGCCCAGGCGCAUACCGUCCGGCUCACGUGUGCCUUCGGGCAGCUGGUGGUGUUGGCCGCGCACUGGCCGCGCAGCGUGGACCCGGCCGCCGGCGCGGCGAGCCUCGGAGACGAGCUGGGUGAGGCCGUCAGGAAGCUUGGGAGCCACUUGCAGCUGUUCCUGCAGGGAUGCUGCGCAGACAUUCCGGCCAUGGUGGCGGACGCUCAGCAGAACGUGCUCCGCACCGUCCGGCGGGCCGUGAGGUGCGUGGGGCAGCUGGCGGUGCUGCAAGGGAGCGCGCUGCGGUUUCUGGACGACGGCGGCACUGAGUUUGCCAGUUACCGCCUGCACGUCGUCUAGGAGCGCUUCGUGGCCGCCCUGUGGGACGGCGUGGGCUCGGGCCUGAGGCUUCUGCUGGACUCGGGAACCGACGCGGCCGAGCGGCUUCAGCGUGAGCUCCGCGGGCUGCACGCCCCGGACGAGAUCGCCCAGCAGAUGAGAGCUAGUGCCAUGGCGUUGAUCGGGUCUCUCGAAAACAUCUUUGCUCAGUGGAAAACAAAAAGUUGCAGAGCUCAAGCACAAGAAAACAAUUCUGGAUACCAGGAUCUGAAGAAGAUGGUCAAUCUCGCCCCACAAUUCUUGAAAUUAAAACACUGCUUAGAGCAAACUAUUCAGAUUAUUAUUGCUGCACUGAGAGGACGCCGCAGUGACCCACAGCUGCUCGGGGACUGCGUCGAGAGUCUCUGCAGCUUGGCCAGGGACUUGCGUGAUGACACAGGUGCUCGCGAUGACGUCAGUGUGCACGAUGACGAUGUCGGCGGCACGCAUGCUCCCAGAGACAGCUGUGCGAAGAGCUGCAGGGACCUGGAGUCUGCGGCCAGGUCGCUCCUCUUCUGUCUGGGGACUGAUGGGGGCCCCGGGCUGCUGACACCCUGAAAAAGCCCAGGAGGUUGGCGACGGUCCAUGUCGGGCAGGGCCGGCCACGCAGGGGACACAGGCGUGUCCCGGUGCGGCUACACACUGCCUUCCCAGCCCCAGCUGGGCUCAUGGCCCUGACCGCGUGUGCCGAGGACGUGGGCCCGAGCCGAUGGAGAGUGAGUCGGUGCCAGUGGCCCAGGCAGGCAUGUCGGGCGGGCGCCUCACACAGCCCAGGGUACGCAGCACGCUCUGUGAUGUCAGCCUUUGUCUUCAGCGCCGACACGCUGCCUGCUUGGUGGUUGCCCGGUUCGUGGAUGGUUCUUCGUCCCUGGGCGCAGACGGAACCAGCAGCAGCCGAGCACCUGUGCUUCCCCCCAGGAAGGUGGGGACAGGGGAGCGGGGGUGACGGGGACAGGGUGAGCUCGGCCACGUAGGCCUCGCUGCGUGUCCACGGGCCGAGCGCUGGGUGCUCAGCUGCUUUAAAAUGGUGCGGGGCAGCAAACUGCUUCUUUAUUUUAUUUUCUUGGUCUGAGUGGGUGUGGGUUCUGAAGCCGUAUCCGUGUUCUCACGGCGAUGCUCUGCCGAGGGCACGUGGGCUCCGUGCACACAGGACUUUUCCCGAAGGUGGUACCUGUUCGAAGAACCUAAACUAUCAGUAGUGUUUUUUAUCCUAAUGUUCAGUAUUUAAUCUUUGUUUUCUGCACUUGCUCUCAUGACUUUAUUGGUCAGAAACCAGUGUCUUCAUAAAAUUUUGUAUGUUUAUAUAUUUAUACUCUGAACUGAAUUCUUAUACAGUAUGUAAAUGAGUGAAACUAUAUUUGCUAUUGGAAUCAUGUACACUAAUAAAUAAUAUAAAGGGAAUGCAUUUAAUAAAUCUUGUCGGCUGGAGAA